CCGGGCAGCCCUCCCCUCUCCUCCCCAGGCUGCCUGCACAUGGUGUAAGUAGUGAGAGUUGAACAGUAGCUGCAGCCUGUCCUCUCCUCUCCUGUCCUGUCCUGUCCUGCUCCCUUGUACCUAGCUCCUGCUGAACCUGCGGCCCAUCCUCCUCUCCCCUCCCUUCCCUUCACCUGGGCACCAUGCCCCGGCCUCAGCGGCAGCCCAGGGUCCCCGGGGUGCCACCUCUCUGCAGCCUGGCGCUGCUCCUCUUCUGGCAGCUGGUGAGGACCCAGGCAGCAGUUGACCAUGUGGAUGUAUUAAAGGGUCUCCAGUUCCAUACACAGCCUGAAGGGAUAAAGAAGACUUCUGGCUUUUGCCCUAAUCGUCGCUCUAGCACUGGUUCAGAUGUGGCUUACAGGAUAUCCAAGCAAGCUCAGAUCAGCGCCCCCACCAGGCAGCUUUUCCGAGAUAAAUUUCCGGAGGACUUCUCUAUCAUGGCAUUGGUGCGUGCUAAGAAUGGAUUACAAGCAUUCCUACUGUCAAUAUAUAGUGACCAGGGAGUCCAGCAGCUUGGAGUGGAAUUGGGACGUUCCCCUGUCUUCCUUUAUGAAGAUCAACAUCAGAAGCCCGCCCCUGAAGAUUACCCUAUUUUCAGCGGGGUGAACUUGGCAGAUGGAAAAUGGCAUCGCAUUGCUCUGAGUGUAGAGAAGACAUCAGUCACCUUAAUACUGGACUGUAAGAAGAGAAUAACAAAGAAGCUUCCACGUGGAAAGAAAUCCAUCGUUAACACUAACGGGAUCACUGUAUUCGGAACACGUAUUCUGGACGAGGAAUCAUUUGAGGGAGAUAUACAACAACUGCUCAUAGUAUCUAACGCUCAAGCCGCCUACGAUUACUGCGAACACUACAGCCCAGACUGUGAUACUGCUUCAUCCAACACACCGCAAGCCCAGGACCCAAACUCGAGACAAGAUUAUGCAGAGGAAGAGGUGGAGUAUUACGAGUAUCCAUAUUAUUAUGACAAUAAAGAGGAAGGGACACCUGCCCCACCUACUGCCAAAGCCCCCGAGGGAGGUGCAGCUGAGCAGAAAAACAAGGCCAAAAGCCACAAGCAGCCGGCAAAACCGAAGCCAAAGGUGCCUCCUCCUGCCAAGAGUAACAGCAAGGUGAAAAACGGGGCAGCGGGCAAGUCCCCUGCCAAACGCAACACCCCUGUGAAAAAUUCUGUAGGCAAAGUUCCGCCCAAGAAAAACUUCGCUGGCGCCAAGAGGAAGAACGUGGGAAAUGGUUACCAGCAGGAUCCAGCUCUUACCUCUCAGCCUAUCAUGACCCCUGAGCCCACCAUCGUAGAACAAAGUUAUGAUUACACUGCACCUCAUCAUGAAGAGGAGGAGGUGUAUGGGGCCUGGGAGGAAGAGGUCCCACAGGAGGUCCUACCCACUCCACAGGAAAAAGAACAAGCUCCUUCAGUGGCGGUCAAGGGUAGUGAUUCCUUCACAGAGGAGUAUGUGGUCGGGGAGGAGGACACUCCAGCAGCUGAGCUGGAUUAUGAAUAUGUUUACAAGGAUUACCAUGAGGGCUCGGAGAGCGCACAGCUGGGCCCAGUCCUGUCAGCAGAAACCCCAGAGAGUGGAGGUGCAAUCAGCGGACCCCGGGGGGUAAAAGGAGAUAAAGGCGAGUCGGCUGUCCUGGAGCCGGGUAUGUUGGUUGAAGGUCCACCAGGACCAGAAGGACCUGCAGGUCUGUCUGGUCCCCCUGGAACACAAGGACCACCUGGACCUGCUGGUGACCCUGGAGAGAGGGGGCCUCCUGGCCGCGCGGGUCUCGGCGGAGCCAAUGGAUUGCCAGGACCACCAGGAAGCUCUGUCAUGCUCCCAUUCCGAUUUGGUAGCAGCGGUGGAGAUAAAGGACCUGCGGUUGCUGCACAGGAGGCCCAGGCACAGGCCAUUUUACAGCAGGCCAGGCUUGCACUUCGUGGAGCUUCUGGACCCAUGGGAUACACUGGCCGAUCUGGACCAGUGGGUCCACCUGGAAACCCUGGUGUAAAGGGGGAGUCAGGAGAUAUCGGUCAACAGGGUAUAAGAGGACCACAGGGAUUGGCGGGCCCUCCAGGAAAAGCAGGGAGAAGAGGCCGCUCGGGUGCUGAUGGAGCUCGUGGUCUUCCUGGUGAAUUUGGGAUGAAGGGAGAUCGAGGUUUUGAUGGUCUACCUGGACUUCCUGGCGAGAAAGGACACAGGGGUGACACCGGUGUUCAGGGACCCCUAGGUGGACCUGGAGAAGAUGGUGAGAGGGGAGGAGAUGGAGAUGUUGGACCCCGUGGACUUCCCGGAGAGCCAGGCAUUAGAGGACUUCUUGGACCCAAAGGCCCCCCUGGAAUUCCUGGCCCCCCUGGAGUAAGAGGUGGUGAUGGACCUGUAGGACCAAAAGGAAACUUGGGUCCACAAGGUGAGCCUGGACCUCCUGGACAACAAGGUACUCCUGGCACGCAAGGACUUUCAGGGCCACAGGGUGCACAAGGGCCUCCAGGAGAGAAAGGGCCUCAUGGCAAGCCUGGACUUCCUGGUAUUCCUGGGUCUGAUGGACCUCCUGGUCAUCCAGGUAAAGAGGGUCCAGGAGGGACCAAAGGAAACCAAGGUCCCCUUGGUCCACAGGGUAACCUUGGCUAUCCUGGUCCACGUGGUGCAAAGGGAAUUGAUGGAAUUCGUGGUUUGAAAGGACACAAAGGAGAAAAGGGUGAAGACGGAUUUCCAGGAUUCAAAGGAGACGUGGGGGUGAAGGGUGACAAGGGUGAAGGUGGAGUGCCAGGUUCACGAGGAGAAGAUGGUUCAGAAGGUCCAAAAGGAAGAUCUGGGCCCAAUGGUGACCCUGGACCUCUUGGAUUGACUGGUGAGAAGGGCAAGUUGGGGGUACCAGGACUCCCAGGGUACCCAGGACGUCAGGGGACAAAGGGAUCACUUGGAUUUCCAGGUUUUGCUGGGGCCAAUGGAGAGAAGGGAGCUCGGGGUCUCUCAGGAAAAUCUGGUCCAAGAGGAGAGAGGGGUCCCUCGGGACCUAGAGGUCAGAGAGGACCGAGAGGGGCCACGGGGAAGUCUGGGCCAAAGGGUACAUCUGGAGGUGACGGACCUUCUGGACCAUCAGGAGAGAGAGGUCUUCCAGGACCACAAGGACCUAAUGGCUUCCCAGGCCCUAAAGGACCCCCUGGCCCUCCAGGGAAAGAUGGCAUUCCAGGGCAUCCCGGACAGAGAGGGGAAGUGGGUUUCCAAGGAAAGGUGGGAACUACAGGACCCCCCGGAGUUGUCGGAGCUCAGGGAUCCCAAGGUGAGUCUGGACCAAUGGGAGAGAGAGGACAUCCUGGGCCCCCAGGUCCACCCGGAGAACAAGGUUUAGCUGGACCAUCUGGAAAGGAGGGUACUAAGGGUGACCCAGGUACUGUUGGUGUUGGUGGAAAAGAUGGACCAGCUGGUUUAAGAGGAUUCCCCGGUGAGAGAGGCCUACCUGGUACUCCAGGUGGUCCAGGUCUCAAGGGUAACGAAGGCCCAGCAGGACCCCCUGGCCCAGCGGGAUCACCAGGAGAGAGGGGAGGUCCCGGGCAAGGAGGACCUAUUGGACCUCCAGGAAGACCAGGACCUCAAGGGCCAGCAGGGGCUGCUGGGGAAAAAGGAGUACCAGGCGAGAAAGGACCACUUGGUCCGGCAGGUAGAGAUGGCGUGCAAGGGCCUGUAGGAUUACCAGGACCUGCUGGACCUCCUGGCAUAUCUGGAGAAGAUGGGGACAAGGGUGAAGUUGGUGAACACGGUCAGAAAGGAGGGAAGGGUAACAAAGGAGAACAUGGUCCACCUGGCCCAUCUGGCCCAGUCGGAGGUGUGGGACAGCCAGGAGCGGCAGGUGCUGAUGGAGAGCCUGGACCACGUGGUCAACAAGGAAUAUUUGGUGCUAAAGGAGAUGAAGGGACAAGAGGUUUUCCAGGUGCUCCUGGACCCAUUGGACUUCAGGGAUUGCCAGGCCCAUAUGGAGAGAAAGGAGAGACAGGAGAUGUUGGUCCAAUGGGCCCACCUGGACCUCCAGGCCCACGUGGUCCUGCUGGACCUUCCGGAGCAGAUGGUCCACAAGGUCCUCCUGGUGGAAUAGGAAACUUGGGACCUCCAGGAGAGAAGGGCGAGCCUGGUGAGACUGGAGUUCCUGGUAUUACCGGUGAACCUGGACCAAAGGGACCACGGGGAGAUCGCGGUGAGAAGGGAGAGUCUGGACAGGCAGGAGACUCUGGACCAGCAGGAGGAAAGGGUCCCGUUGGUGAUGAUGGACCUAAAGGAAAUCCUGGUCCUGUAGGAUUCCCAGGAGAUCCCGGACCCCCAGGAGAGAUGGGACCCAGGGGACAAGAUGGUGCUAAGGGAGAAAGAGGAGAAGAUGGGGAGCAAGGAGAAGCAGGGUCUCCGGGUCCUACUGGAGAGAACGGUCCUCCUGGUCCUCUAGGAAAGCGGGGUCCUGCUGGUCCAGCUGGUCCUGAAGGUCGUCAAGGGGAGAAGGGAGCCAAGGGUGAGAAUGGUGCUGUUGGCGCUCCUGGUAAGACAGGAUCGAUAGGACCUCAGGGAACUGCUGGAAAACAAGGAUCAGAGGGACUUCGUGGAAUUCCAGGAGCCGUGGGAGAGCAAGGUCGUCCUGGAUCAACGGGGCAGCCUGGACCCCCUGGACCUGUGGGACCCCCUGGAUUGCCUGGGUUGAAGGGAGAUACAGGAGCCAAAGGAGAGAAGGGUCAUCCUGGACUUAUCGGUUUGAUUGGACCCGCAGGAGAGCAAGGAGAAAAGGGAGACCGAGGCCUGCCAGGACCACAUGGGACAGCGGGACAGAAAGGAGAGACCGGUAUUUCUGGUGUCACAGGUCCCAUUGGGCCAGGCGGAUCUGCUGGUGUACCCGGUCCACCAGGUGUAAAGGGAGCCAAAGGAGCUUCAGGACAAGCUGGACCCAAGGGUCAGAAAGGUUUUCAAGGACCUCCUGGACCUCCGGGACCACCAGGUGAGGUGAUCCAGCCUCUGCCCUUCCAGAUGCCAAAGAAGAACAAACGUUCAAUUGACGCCAGUCAGUUCAUGUCAGACGAACCAGCGGGUGAUUACACAGAUGGCAUGGAAGAGAUCUAUGGCUCUCUUAAUGCCAUCAAGAAAGAUAUUGAACUAAUGAAAACACCGUUGGGCACAAAGGAGCAUCCGGCUAGGACAUGUCAAGACCUGCGUCUAGCUCAUCCAGAUGUUACUGAUGGUGAAUACUGGAUUGAUCCCAAUCAAGGUUGCACACGAGACUCCUUUAAGGUCUUCUGUAACUUUACAUCAGGAGGAGAAACCUGUAUCUACCCCAACAAAGACAUAGAGAAGGUAAAGAUGUCAACCUGGAGCUCAGAAAAGAAAGAGACCUGGUACAGCAAAUUCAGGAGUGGCAGAAAGUUCUCAUAUGUCGAUUCGGAGGGUAUCCCCAUUGGUGUGGUGCAGUUGACCUUCUUACGACUUCUGAGUGUCUCUGCCCAUCAGAACUUUACAUAUCAUUGUCACCGCUCUGCUGCCUGGCACCUUACCUCCACCAAUAGUUACCAAAAGGCUCUGCACUUUAUGGGUUCAAAUGAAGAGGAUCUCUCCUUCCACAAUAGCCCCUACAUUAAGGCUCUGAGAGACGGUUGUGCGACGAGGAAAGGUACAGACAAGACUGUGUUGGAAGUCCACACUCCACGCGUGGAGCAGCUACCUUUGAUGGAUGCCAUGUUCAUGGACUUUGGAGAAACCAACCAGAAAUUUGGCUUCGAAGUGGGACCUGUAUGUUUUCUGGGUUGAGGCCAAUCAAAAAUAACAAACACCUCCCGUACAAUUCUUCCCCCUUCUGAAAUAAAAAGGAGAAGCCCCAUUCCCUUUAUUCCUAUACACCAGUAUUCAAGAAACUCAACUGAUGAGGACCAGAAAAUAUCAAUCCCAUCACGAUGGAACAAGAGGCCCAAAGUCAACAUGUGACUAUAACCUUCAAUUUGGGUGGCUCCUCAGAUGACCAAAGAAAGAUUUUAUGAUAGACUCUUAGCUAGAAUUAUUUGAGGCUUUUUUUAAACCCAUCAUUCUCACCCAGGAAAGAGAAAAAAUGGGGUCCACUUCCCAUAGCCUUUUAAAUUUACACACAAUGAGGACACUGUAAGCCACUUUUUUCACGUCCAUAGAGAGCUUUAUCUAUCGUUAAACCUUUUCCUUGAGCUCUUCUGUGUCAGAUAUGUAAAAAGAAAACAAACAAGCGCCUAAAAAAAGGACUCUAUUUUUUUUUCUUCUUCUGUGGAUAAAUGAAAGUUUUAAAUAGUAUUUAAAAAAUAAUAAUAAAAUUUGUAAUGAAUUCCCCUUCUCCCUUGCACGCAGAACUCGGGAUAGAAAAUGUUAAUAUGUCCUGUUGAGCUGAUGGGAAAAAAAGUCUGUGAACAAAAUUUCACUAUGGUGCUUACAGAUAAAGCUUACUAUUUGACCAAGGAGAUAAAAAAACCCUCACAGGUGCUCAGAGAAUUACUGUGUAAUGUUUGUAAGUAUUUUUUGUAUUGUAAUAUAUAAUCUAUAAUUUUGCUGCUUUUUUAUUUUUGUUCCUGUUUUUGCGCAUGUCCAUACACCUCUACAUGUCUUGGCUCUCAACCCCAUGUCUGACCCUCUGUCGCUCCCCUUCUUCUAAUCUGUUACCAUCAGUUCCCAGCCUCCAGCCUGCUCAAAGUCUACUGUUUCCUCCUCUUUUAUUUAAAUAAAUGAUGUGCAAAAGGUGAAUCCCACAGAGGAAUAAAAUGGCUACAGGAUGGGUGCUUUCUUUUUAUGUUUUAGCAGACACAAUUUUUCAAGUUCAAUUAAAGAAAGCAGAAGGGAAGAUUUGGGGAAUUAGAAUAACUAAGCUUCUUUGUUCAUUAAAUUGCUUUAUAGGUUUGAAUCUAUUUCUUAACCUUCAAAGGAAUUUGCUUUUGACAUUGUACAAAUAUUCUGCAUAAAGAAAAAAAAAAGAGAUCUGUAUAUGGUAAAAUGGUUUGUGAUAAAUUGUCCCCAAACUUUUUCUA
Molecule: messenger RNA, 7027 nt
Organism: Pelobates fuscus (common spadefoot toad)
Lineage: Eukaryota; Metazoa; Chordata; Amphibia; Anura; Pelobatidae
Gene: COL11A2
Product: collagen type XI alpha 2 chain
Exons: 67
Coding region: 183-5795 (1870 amino acids)
Biological process (GO): collagen fibril organization; sensory perception of sound; cartilage development
Cellular component (GO): collagen trimer
Molecular function (GO): extracellular matrix structural constituent conferring tensile strength
Source: RefSeq, a predicted model, not a curated record